AUGGCUUCAGUUCAACCCACCACAAGGCCACCGCCAUUGUUUGCCAAACUACUGCGAUUGGACAACCCAAUUGGAAGCUUGACACUCGCAUUUUGGUCAUGGAAGGUCUUGUUGUAUAUAGUCGUUGCCGCCUGUCCAGGAUUGGGCUAUGAUACCUCCACCUCCUUGAUCUCAUAUGCUGCCGACCCUUCAACGGCCCAAUCUCUCUCGGGGCCCCUUAAAUUUGCCAGAUGGGACAGUGUCUACUUCCUGGAUAUUGCCGAAAAGGGCUAUCUCUUUGAGCAAGAAUGGGCCUUUGGCUGGGGCUACACUAAGCUUCUAUCUAUUUUUGUCUCUGGUAUUCGUCUCUCUGGUGGAGAUGCUGGGCCCGCUAGCACUGCAAUGGUGGGAGUGGUUCUCUCCCAUGUUGCCCAUUAUUUGUCCGUAUUGGCGCUCUAUCGUCUAUCGGCUAAUAUCUUUGGACACGCGACUGCCACCCAACAUCUCAUUUGUUUCCUAUCGGCAGCUCUUCACAUCAUUUCACCGGCGGGUGCUUUCCUGUCCGCGCCCUAUGGAGAGUCGAUAGUCUCCCUUUUGAACAUGACUGGAUUCUACCUCUAUUCAUCGUCUCUUAUCGCCGAGCGCAACGGGGCAACACGUCUGCGAGAUAUUCGGGUUCUCACAUCCGCAGUUCUAUUCGCGGUUGCCACCAUGGUCCGUAGUAAUGGGGUUCUCAGCGGGUUCCUAUUUGCCUAUGAUGCGGCAGUUUUGGCUUGGAAGAUCCUGGCUAGAGGUCCUACACUUCACGCUACUGUUCGUCUUGCGGUGAUCAUUGUCAGUGGGUGUAUUGUAGGAUCUGGGAUAGUCAUUCCUCAAAUCCUGGCCUAUCGCAUGUACUGCAUGUCCAGGGGCGAUCUUCGGCCAUGGUGUGAGUGGACUUUGCCUAGCAUCUACGGCUGGGUUCAAAGUCAUUACUGGGAUGUUGGGUUCUUGCGAUAUUGGACCAUCUCCAAUAUACCUCUUUUCCUGUUGGCGGCGCCCAUGUUGGCCAUUCUGUGCCGAUCCAGCUUAUGGGCAUUACAAAGUCCAUCUUCCUCCUCAACGAGCCCGGGGUCAAUGCUCGUUCGGUUGGCGGUUCCCCAGGGUUUGCUGGCUGUUAUGGCAUUCACCAGCUACCAUGUUCAGAUCAUCAACCGCAUCUCAUCGGGAUAUCCCUUGUGGUACUGGUAUCUGGUUACUAGCGCUGUGGAUCUCGGUUCAAGCUCACCCAAGCAAAGCCGGACCCUUGUGGCCGCUGUGUAUAGCAUGGUGGCCUAUGCGUUGAUCCAGGGUGUUCUUUUCGGUUCUUUUUUGCCCCCAGCAUGA
Penicillium egyptiacum is the source of this 1344-nucleotide messenger RNA. The record is from the annotation of a GenBank genome assembly. Lineage: Eukaryota; Fungi; Ascomycota; Eurotiomycetes; Eurotiales; Aspergillaceae.